Molecule: messenger RNA, 2170 nt
Organism: Platichthys flesus (European flounder)
Lineage: Eukaryota; Metazoa; Chordata; Actinopteri; Pleuronectiformes; Pleuronectidae
Gene: thap7
Product: THAP domain containing 7
Exons: 7
Coding region: 443-2092 (549 amino acids)
Biological process (GO): regulation of DNA-templated transcription
Cellular component (GO): nucleus
Source: RefSeq, a predicted model, not a curated record
UCAUCUCACUCAAAAUCUUAAUAAGCAAAAUAAUCUGUUCGACCGCAGCACGAGUCAAAUUGAGCCUGUGAACGUGUACAUAAAAAUGGUAAGAGAAAAGGUUUCAACACAUGAAUUUAAAAAAAAAUUCACAGACAAUUGUAGCAGUCUUACGCUGCAGCUUGGGGCCGCUGCAAUUCGCCAUUAGAGGAAGAAGAGGAAUAAAGACGAAGAGGAACUGCAAAGGGGGUAAAGCCACUGGCAGAUCACGUCGACGGAUAAAGUCAGCCGCAGUCAGACCAAGACCAUCUCUAACCUACCUCUUACCACACAAUCAAUGAACAAGCCAACGACUCCAUCAGAUGCCAAGACAUUGUUCAGCAGGUGGCUGCAAAUCCCGGGACAACCCUGAAACUCGUAAUGCUGGGAUCACCUUUCACAGCGCAGCCUCUGGAGGAUUCAGAUGAGGGGUGAUGGAGCAUGCAGUUGCAGGUCAUUACCAAAAGGUGCCACUCGGAGGAACCUCUGGAUCACCAACUCCCACCGUGCAGGCUCCUGGGAUCCUCAGACUGACUUUUUCUACUUCUGUUCCAAACACUUCAGCCCAGAGAGCUUUGAGCUGACCGGAUGCAGUGGAGUCCGAAGACUAAAAGAAGAUGCGCUUCCUACAGUUUUUGAUUCCUCUUCAAAAACAAAAUGCAACAAGGCAGGAGCAGUGCAGAAACAAGAAGACAUCCUUGUCAGGCAGAGUCCCUGCUCAAGUAACUAUGAGGUCACUCCGCACGACACAGAUCAGUAUCCUUCUUCAGAAAAAGUCACAGUCCAGAGGUCAGCAGAAGCAUGUGAUGAGACUAAUGAAAAGAACCCCGCAUAUUUCCAAGAGCCAUCAGGGUUGGAGGAGCUCUCACAGCAAGAACAUGCUUUUUCACCACUACCAGAGUCACGUUCCAUCUCCCCAUCACGUUACAUGAGGCGCCUGCCCCCUCCUCCAGGCUUUUACUUGGCAAAAGAGCACAGCUAUGCUCAGCACUGCCCCCUGCUGUGGAGGAGACGGUAUGAUCAGGCUGUUGACUACCUAGAGAAGGCAUUGCGACUGCUGCAUGCAGCCAGGCGCAGGGAGAACCGUUUGCGGAGCACUGUGCUGAGGCUCCGGGAUAGACGGUUGAAGAACACAACUCUGGUUUCACAAGAUGGUAGUAAACAGAAAGGGACACUAGGGGGAAAGAAGAGACGAGAGAAAGAAUGUUGUAACCAAGGUGAGAGUGAGACUGAUGCUAAAUCAGAGGAGACAGAGUUGUUUGAGGACAAAUGUGUUGAUCCCAUGGAGUGUGCCAGUCCUUUUCUUCCAGACACUAACAGCUGGUCUGAGGAGGAGAAGGGAUACUGUUUUUACUGUGGGAGAGGGCAGGUUCAGGUUGGUGGUCAGGUAGCAUUCACACUUUCAAAGACUGAGAAAGAUGUCGAGUCCACAGUGCAUGAAGACUCAGAGAGGAUUCAAAGAAGUGUUAAAACCAGUAGAUGUGGCAGAGCCAAAAAUGCCAAAGGUAUACAGAAAUUAAGGCUGGAAAGACAGCUUGAAAAAACGGUAGAAACUAAUGAUCCAGGUAUUGCACAUUCCCAAGUCCUGGUCCAAACUCCAUGCCUUCAACAUGUAAUCCCUGCUUGUGUGUCUGUGCCUGCUACUCACCAUCAGAGUUCACAGUUUCUACACUCUCAGCAGAAGCUGUUCAUGUCUGAUGUAUAUGAAGGGAAUUCCGAAGCUAUGGACCUGCAGCACCAGCUGUUUUGGAUUCCGGACAGUACUGAGGGCCAGGUCAUUGUGGUCCCUGCUCCUGCUAAAGAGAGAUUACAAAGCUUUCUCACGACAGAAGGGGUCGCUGAGGAAGCAAAGACUAUAUUCGUGUCAGAAGUGGAUCUUAAAAGAUACUUAGGAUACACGACAAGGAACAGUGGUGGUGUGGGAAGAGUUGAAACAGCCUGUGACUAUGAACACAGUGACCAGCAUUCUGUUAUCAACAGUGCAAUGUUAGAAAGGAGAGAAGAUGUGAGGGAGAAACUUAAAGAACACCUGGAGGGAUUUCAUCUUCAGCUGAGCAGCGAGUUUAUAAAUUGACAGCAUGUUCUGAAUGAAAAAAAAAAAUUGUAAUUACAGAGUAAAUAAUAAAAGGACCUGUGCUUGUCUUUUCUGCUA